Molecule: messenger RNA, 1035 nt
Organism: Aspergillus uvarum CBS 121591
Lineage: Eukaryota; Fungi; Ascomycota; Eurotiomycetes; Eurotiales; Aspergillaceae
Exons: 3
Coding region: 1-1035 (344 amino acids)
Molecular function (GO): methyltransferase activity
Source: RefSeq, a predicted model, not a curated record
AUGUCUACGACCACUGCCUGCGAAGAACCCGUUCUUCGCGACAUCCGAAAGUCCUUGGAGCUUCUCGACCUGAAGUCAUGCGUUUUAUCGGGUCUAUCGCAGCCGCGCAAGGCGAUUCCGUCGCUUCUCCUCUGGGACGAGCAGGGGCUCAAGAACUUCAAUGAGUGGACGAAAUGCCCUCACUACUAUCCCAUGUCAAAGGAGAUGGAGAUUCUCGAGAUGCACAAAGACAGUAUGGCUGGUGCUCUACCUGAUAGCUCUGCGUUGGUCGAGCUAGGAUGUGGAAACGUUCACAAGACCUCUAUCAUACUCUCCGCCCUUGCUAAACAAGGCAAGGAGGUCCAGUACUAUGCCCUGGACGUCUCGGAGACAGCGCUGCGCACCGGCCUGCAGGCUCUGCAAGCAGGAUUCGGGCACUUCCCGAGCAUCAGCAUCUCCGGUCUGCUCGGCACAUAUGACGACUGCGUAGACUGGAUCGCCAACAACACCGCUAGUUUUACCACACGCUCAGUCACCUUUCUCUGGGUUGGCAAUAGUGUAGCAAAUCUUUCCAAGACUGAAGCAAGCGACCUAACGGGCCACUUCCGUCGGGCCUGCGCCGUUGCAGGAAUGCACUGUCACUUUUUAGUUUCGGCGGACGCCUGCGCCGAAGAGAACAAGCUGCUCAAAGCAUACAACCCUGACGGGGGGCUAUCGUCCCUCUUUCUCCGCUAUGGCCUACUUCAUGUGAACAAGCUGCUCCGGGCGGACCUGUUCAACGACGUGGUCUGGAACUGCCUCCUCGAGUACGAUCGGGAGGAGAACGAGAUCCUGACUUUCUAUUCCCCUGAAUCCGAUGUCACAAUAUCGAGCGGCGCAAAGUCAGUGACGGUACAUCACGGGGAAAAGAUAUUUUUCUUCCGUAGUGGCAAAUGGAAUGGAGACCAAAUGAGAAGUAUUGCACAACAGGGCGGCUUCCAAGUUUCGCAGGUAUGGGGAGACGCAAAACAGGAGUAUGGUAAGCUGAGCCCAAAGGUAAAUUUCCAGGGUGGAUGA